This is a messenger RNA of Anthostomella pinea, 1293 nucleotides long. NCBI's taxonomy places the organism in Eukaryota, Fungi, Ascomycota, Sordariomycetes, Xylariales, Xylariaceae. The record is from the annotation of a GenBank genome assembly.
AUGGCUCUAUUCGACGAUCCAGUCGGCGGCAUACUGCCAAAAUUUUCUGGCUUCAACCUGUUCUGGAGUAUUGGUGGCCUAUACGCAUUGUGGACUCUUUACACCGCUUUCGCAAACCCCUUGUCUUCCGUUCCUGGGCCUCUUCUAUCCAGGUGGACAGACCUGCACGUGAGGCUCAGGUUGCUCAACGGCUCCAAGGCUCGAUAUAUGCACUCGCUUCAUGAGCAGUACGGCCCCGUCUUUCGAGUAGGGCCAAACAGUGUCGAUGUCAGUGACGUCGCAGGCGCUCGAGAUAUCCACAAGGCGAGGUUUGGCUAUCUGAAAGACCCCAAUUUCUACGUGGGCGCGAAUAUGGCAAAGGAGCUCGAAACGAAGCAGUGCACUGACAUAUUGCAUUGGUGGACACUCUUCGCCAUGGGCGUCAUCAGCGAACUGUGUUUCGGCGAGUCAUUCCACAUGCUUGAGAUCGGAAAGAAAAACCAGUACGCUGAAGACAUCGCGGAAAUGGGCGCCCUGCUUCCGCUGCGUGGAGCAUUCCCCUGGCUGAUAUGGCUCGCUGGAUACGUGCCGCUCUUCAAGUUCUUCAACAACGUGGCUCAUACGCGGCAUCGUAUAGUGUCGUACGGGGCCAACCAAACCGCAGCGUACAUGAAAUUGGUCGAGAACAACCCUGGAGGCGCACAAAGGACCCUGUUCUCCAGCUUGUACAUCACGGCUGGCACGGAUACCACGGCAGUAACGCUCACCUACCUCAUCUACGCGGUGUCGCGAGACAAAGAGGUCCACGACAAAUUGAUCCGAGAACUGCAAACACUCCCCGAGGACUUCACUCACCGUCAUGUCCGAGAGCUACCUUAUCUGAAUCUGGAGCUCGAAGAGACGUUCCGUCUGUAUGGGGCAUCUCAGGGUGCCCUGCCGCGAGUCAUUCCGCCCGAAGCAGGCAAGUUAGCCGGCUUCCACCUCCCAGGCGGCGCAUCAUUCUCAACCCAGAACUACAGCAUGCAUCGAAACGAAGAGGCUUUCCCAGAUCCCGAGAAGUUUGACCCCUCUCGCUGGGAGACCCCAACCGACAAGGCGAAGAACGCAUUCAUGCCUUUCGGCAUUGGGCCUCGAAAUUGCAUUGGCCUCAACCUGGCCCGUAUGGAGUUGCGGCUCUGCACGGCUCUGUUCUUUAGGGCAUUCCCGACAGCUAAGCCGUCGAGCAAGGACGGCAUGCCAGAGAGCGAGAUGGAACCACAUAUCAACUUUCUGGUGAUGCCAAGGGGGCACCGGUGCUUGAUUGAGGUCGAGUGA